AUGGCCAACACACAGAAGGGCCCCAAAGAUGUCUGGUGGUCCACUUUCACAGGCCAUAGUAAGAAAGAGCGGGCCCUGACUGGAAGAACCGACGUCCCUAAGAAAGAAGCGCAAGCUGAGAAAUCCGAAACAAAAGAGAAGCACAAGAGUGCCGAAGUAUCGAAAUUACCGACACCGGACCGGGAGCCUGCCCAUGUUUCCACUGUAUAUACGCCUCGGUCUGUUCAAUCCAACAACCAGACAAUUGCCCGCCCGUUGUUCACCCUUCCAAAUGGCCCGAUUGAAAACGAAGUUCCCCGAAACAAUGGCGGAGAAAUAUUCUACAGAAGAGCCAUCAGUUUGAGCGGGUUCGAGCCGGGCACACUGGUGUCCACCAUCAUGUCUUUUGUAAGAGGUGGGCCAUUAGAGAAGAUCCUAGAUGCCGAGUCUACCAUUGCGUCAAGAUUUGUGCGGCCAAAUGCAUACAAAAAGUCUCCGUAUCUCCGAGCCCCCAUGUUUGUAUUCUUCAUGACUCCUCAGGGGGCCAAUAACUUCAUGGCCUAUGCUACCAACAAUGCCCUUCUCACGUUCAACGGGUUGCGUAUCCAGGUCGCUUGGGCCAACGAUAAGAUUUUGCUCAACGAGGAGUUGGACCCGCAUGUGGCCGAAGAAGCAAAAUAUUAUUCUGCGUCUCGGGUGAUUGUGUUGAGCCACCCAAUCAACAAAACUCCGCCAGAACCACUUGCGUCUCGCAAAAUCAACAUCAAUGCGCGGGAGAACUACACCAGGUCAUUUAGCUGCGAGUCGCUUAAACGAGACUUUGCGCAAUUCGGCCAGAUUGUCGAUGUGACGCCGGUAUGUUCGUCCAAGCUUUCGGUAUGCAUUCAAUUUGCCGAUAUUCGGAGCGCAAUGCUUAGCAUGCGGACCCUCAACGAGAACAAUUCGGUCAUGAGAGCCAAAUACUCUCUUUGGCGUGCUCGAUACGUGCGAGAUGUGACUUGUCGGCCCUGCUAUCCAAUAUAG
This is a messenger RNA of Australozyma saopauloensis, 1002 nucleotides long. RefSeq lists its product as uncharacterized. The coding region runs from base 1 to 1002 and encodes 333 amino acids. Gene Ontology annotation, molecular function: nucleic acid binding. The transcript has a single exon. NCBI's taxonomy places the organism in Eukaryota, Fungi, Ascomycota, Pichiomycetes, Serinales, Metschnikowiaceae. The record is from RefSeq and is a predicted model, not a curated record.